Messenger RNA from Owenia fusiformis, 3720 nucleotides. The record is from the annotation of a GenBank genome assembly. NCBI's taxonomy places the organism in Eukaryota, Metazoa, Annelida, Polychaeta, Sabellida, Oweniidae.
UUGGGGGGGGGGGGUUCGCACGAGCCCUACGAACCCCCUCUCCCUACGGCCCUGAAUUCCAAUGACAUCAAUGAAGCAACGGCUUUCCCUGAUGAAAUGGAUAACCUGGAUGCGGUCGCCAAAUCUAUCUCUAUCUCGAAGGUUCUCGACGAGUCGAACGCACCCGAUGUAUCUAAAUUCCCCAAUGGCGCUUCUACGCCGGUUAAUUCUAGUCCCACAGACAGUAAACCAGGCAUUGAUACGAAGGAGAGAACUUUUGGAUCUGUUGGUAAGGAUGUUACCGGAGCGCUUCCUAAUCAUGCAUGUAUAGAAAAAGAAACAAUGUACUCGACUGAAAAAGGUGCAGGUGAUGCUGCGACCGGUAAAAAUACAAGUUCUAAUGAAACUCGUCAGGAUAAAAAAGAAUUCAAAGAAUAUUCAAUUCCAAAGGUCGCAGGAGAGACAAAAGAUGUGUUGACACAAACUGAAAAACAUAUCCAGAAGUUCGAAGAGGGGUUGACGAAAUCCGAAGAGGAAGAGGCACGCACAAAGGUGCCAAUAUUAACACGUCAUAAUAUUUUCGAUGUUGCUGGGGUGUCAGAGGUAACUGGAUUUCUUGAGAAACUCAGGGAUGACAAAGAUGCAAGACGGGAAUUUGAAGAUGAGAGGCGAAAAAAAGAACGUUUGAGAUGGAAAAGAGAAAAUGAAAUAAGAGCAGAAGAGGACAGAGAAAGAGCAAAACAAAAUAAUGACGAGGUAGCUUCUUCCUGCUUCCGAAAAAACAGGGACGUUAACAAGCUAGAUAUUAAUAGCAUUGAUAAAAAGCGAGAAAAAGAAAAUGAAAGACGAAAAGAAGAGGAUGAGAGGAUAUCUGUUGAAGAUAAAGAUCGCAAAGAAAAAGAAGAUAAAAUGUGGUUAGAGUUUGACAAUCUUUUAAAGAAAAUACCAACUAUGGGUAUUCAAAACCUCGAAAAUAAAGAAAAAGAAUGUGUAAAAGAAUUGAAGAAAAUAGCGAUGAUAAAUAAACAACAUAAGGACCAUAAAAAGAAAACAGGUUUUGAUGAGUGGAUGAAACAUAUCGAGACACAUGUGAAAAAACUUAUAGAAAUAGGUACUAUACAUCGAAAAAUUGGUGAAAUCAAAGAAAACCAAUUGGACAUUGUCAAAGCAAUUGCCAUAUAUGAAUGUGCAAUUGUUCAUUGUCAAGAAAGCUACAACUGUAGUAAGGCAGAAACGCCAGAGAGAAAUAAAGUAAAAGAAGGAAGAGAAGAGAUACAGAAGAUCGAAAGAAGAAAAGAAGAAGAAGAAGAAGAAAAAGAUAGAAUUAGUCUUUUAUGCAAAACAAAAGAAGAGAAACGUCUGGCACUACAAUCGUUUUUUCGACAAUGCACUUCCACUGGAGAGCAAUUACCAGAUGAUCAAGUAAAGAAAAUGCUAAAGAAAUACGAUGACGAUGAACAUAUAAACAAAAAAGAGCUUCAACGAAUCAGAACGAGGCUCAAAGAAAAGAUAAAGGCCAUAGAUAAAGACCCAAACUGCGACUGUUAUGAAGACAACAUAAAAAGGGAGACAAGGCUAAAACGUGAAAAGGCUCGCAUAGACAAAAAUGGGGAAAUAUUUAAGUGGAUUCAAAGGGAAAUGAAGGGUUUUGUCACUAAGAUGAUAGCCCAAUGCCGGAAAAUCCACAACUUUAAGAAAGAAGACUUUGCCUUUAUUGCAUUUGGUUCUUUAUCAAGAAUGGAGACAACUCCUUAUUCUGAUGUAGAAUUUGCUGUUGUUCAGAAUUCGGAUGAUGAAAAAAUGGACCCAACGUAUAAGAAAGAGCUAGACAACAUAAUAAUGACUCUCCAUCUGAAAAUGUUAUCAUUUGGUGAAACAGUUCUCCCAGCGAUGGACAUAAAUUCACUGAGCGAAUCUGAUGCUAAUGACAAAACCAAGGACUGGUACUUUGACUUGCGAAAAUAUGUGAAGACCAAGCAGGGGAUUUCAUUUGAUGGAAUGAUGCCAAGAGCAAAUAAAACACCCUACUUCACAUACCGGGCACAACCUGAAAAUAUUGAAUUUAGCUUAACAAACACAAAGGCUGCUUUCAUUAACUUCUUCGAGAAAAUAGAAACUGAGGAAACAUUGGACAAAUUACUAUUUCUCUUUAAGGGAGAUUUCACAACACUGUAUGGGGAUGAAUCAAUUGAAAAAGAGAUGAAGGAGCGUUUUAAGGAAUCUCCCAAAAGAGAUCAAGUUUUAAGAAUGAUCGAAAGAGAGUUGAGAAAGGAUUUUGUCAAACACUCCUGUAUCAAGAAAAUAUAUGACGCCAAGUACGAUCGGGAAAUCAUUGCCAAGGAAUCGAUUCACGUGAAAAAGGAACUGUACCGUCUCCCUAGUGUUGUAAUUAAUAACCUUCUACACCUCCUGAAAAGUCCAACAACAUGUGUCUGGAAAAUUGAGGAACUAUCACGUAUUAAAAAAGAAAGCAUACACAACUUGAAGAUGACGUUGUCCACGGCUGCUGAAAUACGAUUACGAUGUUAUGCAGAAAGUGAUGGCCAAGUAGAUGAGGAAAAGGGUCAACUGUUACCUGACAUUCUUGUAGAAAAUGAAGAAAAGGAAACGUUCUGUAAGAAACUCAUUCUACGAUAUUUCUGGACUGCAAUCCCAUUAGUUCGUGUCAUAGAAGAAGCUGAAUCCAGCCGAAUUGAGAAAGAGCAAUCCAAGAAUGCAAAUUUAGAUGGGAAAAAGACAGACCUUGAGGACGGGAAUGGUCAUAACAAAACAUCUAAAUGUGUAAAUGAAGUGAUCGAAAAAGUCGGAAAUGAAGAACAAGAAUUAAGAAAAACCGGGCAAAUUGAACAUAUAAUUGAAUCCCUCGAAACCGCAUCUCUCUAUGACGAUUCCGAUCUGAAUAAAGCACUAGCCUUCCUCCUGAUGAAUGACAACGACAAUGCGAAGAAAUAUUUGGAAAAAGCUAACGAAAAGUACAAGAAUAUUGGAAACAUCUCACCAACACAGUACAUUUUGUAUAUUCUGUGCAAUACGUACAUUAAGGAUACAAAGAUAAGCGAUAAAUUCUUUGACAGCCUUGGAGGCAAGGGUGAAGGAGGUAAGGGUGAAGGCAAAAGCAAGAGUAUGGAUACAGCUGGCAUGAAUGCACGUGGGAAUGCCCUCAUUCAGAAAGAGAGAUAUGAAGAAGCUGAGAAAGUACUCGAGGAAAGCGUAGAUAAGUCAUCUAAAGAUGAAAAGAUAACCGCAUUGAUACUUCUCAAGACAGCAUAUGAGGAAGGGGGUAAUGUGAAAAAUCUCAAGGCUCUGCGUGAUGAACACCCAGAAAUUGAAGAGAUUCAGCAUUUAAGAGAGAAACUCAAGAAGUCAGAAGAGUUGGAGAACAACGUUAUUGUACAGGCCGAGAAACGAGAAAGGGAAAACCUGGAACUUCGAAAUGAGAUCAGUCAAUUGAGGAUUAGGGCUGAGAAGAGUGAAAGCGAAAACCAGAACUUUCAAGAUGAGAUCAAUCGAUUGAGGAAUAUGGUCAGGGAGCAAGCUGUCGAUAUUGACAAACAAAAGGCGAUUGAAGACAACAGGCUAAGGUUAUAUGGCGAUAUUGAAAAACUUGAAAAGACAGCAGCGCAGACUGAUCCAACGAAGUACAACGCCAUUAAAGAAUAUAUGAAACAGAUAAGCAGACAAUAUAGUGAGUCUGUAGAAGAAACAAAAGAGGCUCUUAAAGAUGCAAUACGCUUAAACUGA